Amaranthus tricolor (Joseph's coat) is the source of this 447-nucleotide messenger RNA. RefSeq lists its product as uncharacterized. NCBI's taxonomy places the organism in Eukaryota, Viridiplantae, Streptophyta, Magnoliopsida, Caryophyllales, Amaranthaceae. The transcript is spliced from 2 exons. The record is from RefSeq and is a predicted model, not a curated record. The coding region runs from base 1 to 447 and encodes 148 amino acids.
AUGAUGAAAGGACCCGUUGAUGAAUCACUGUGCAGAGCAGAAGUAGCAAGGGUUGAGAUUAUGCAUCCACAAUAUGAUGACCCUUUGAGGUUAAUCUUAGAAGGAAUUGAGGAUAAAAGGUGCUACGAAGCCGCAAGUUUGAAGAAGUUGUUAGAUGAACCAGAUUUCUUUAUGGAACCAAUGAUGGAGACAGUUUUGGAGGCUUCUAUGAUGAUCCCUAUCCAUCCAGAUGAUCAGGAAAAGACCACUUUUACUUGUCCCUAUGGGACCUUUGCAUAUCGAAGGAUGCCCUUGAAUCUCUGCAAUGCCCCCGCCACGUUUCAACGAUGCAUGAUGGCCAUUUUCUCGAAUUUUAUUGGGGAUUUUAUGGAAGUAUAUAUGGAUGAUUUUUCUGUGUACGAAACAUCUUUCGAAGCAUGCUUUCGAAGCAUGCUUAAGCAACCUUGA